This is a messenger RNA of Pelmatolapia mariae (spotted tilapia), 6412 nucleotides long. It is a transcript of the gene sgip1b, whose product is annotated as SH3GL interacting endocytic adaptor 1b. Gene Ontology annotation, biological process: actin filament polymerization. Gene Ontology annotation, molecular function: actin filament binding. Gene Ontology annotation, cellular component: plasma membrane; cytoplasm; actin filament. Lineage: Eukaryota; Metazoa; Chordata; Actinopteri; Cichliformes; Cichlidae. The transcript is spliced from 24 exons. The record is from RefSeq and is a predicted model, not a curated record. Bases 418 to 3090 code for a protein of 890 amino acids.
GUCUUUCUCUGCCUCUCUCUGCCCCUCUAUCUCUCUGUAGCGCUCUGUUUUUUUUCCCUCUGCCUUUCCUCAGCAUCCCCCCUCUCAGCGAUGGCGUGUGUCAGUGCCGCUCGGCCGUCUGGGGCCUAACGCACACAGAGAGGACCCCUAUUCCUCUCCCGAUUUGCAGCGCAUUCCUCGGGUGUCUCUUCUCCCCGUGUCCUUCACCGCUUCUGCUGCCUUGCAGCUCCCACCCCGCCUCCCCGUGCGGGUGUCUGGGAGUCGGGCCCUCGGGGGUGGAGGAAAACAACAUCGUGCUUCGCUGGGGAGCUGUGCAGAAUUAGCUAUGCCCUGCCCAGGCAUCUUUUGACUGGUCGGAUUCCUCCAUUUCUGCCCGCCUGCAAUCCAGAGGGCAGCGUAGGAUGAAAAUCUGCAAUCAUGAUGCAAGGACUGAAAAACCGAACCAGGAAAGCCCUGGGCUUACGAAAGAAAGACAAGGACAAAGAAACAACGAGCUCACCUGACAAAGAAGGAAGUGGAAGUGGAAAGAAAGGAAGCAAAAAGGCCAACGGGGCUCCCAAUGGUUUCUAUGGGGAGAUUGAUUGGGACAGAUAUGCCUCUCCUGAUGUAGAUGAGGAGGGCUUCAGCCUCCGGCCUGGUGACGAGGGUGAUGCAGCCUCCAAAGAAAAGCACUUUUUCUCGUCCAGCGACUCAGAGGAUGACGAGGACAGCAAAAAAAAGUUCAAAAUUAAGAUCAAGCCGCUGGUGUCAGACAGUGCCAAGUGUGUGCUUCCAUCCAUGGACGAGCUAAAAGCGUCAGUGGGAGGCUUGGCGCUGUCCCCGUCUCUGAGGAGAAGUCCGAGACGCAGUCCGGGGCAGAUAAAAAGGAACUUGUCCUGUGAGGAGAUCGCUAGACCCAGACGCUCAACCCCGAUACCGAGUCCUGCCCCAGAGAUGCAAAGUGACAGGCUGUCACAGAACACUCCUGCCUUCUUUGAGCUGCCUUUAGAGAGAAAAUAUGCCAGAUAUGAUGUGGUACCUUCGGACGCGUGGGGAGAUUCUAGACCCCGAUCAGAAUCACAGCUGAGCAGAAGUUUUCCAACAGGGGCUCCGCCUCCACUCCCUCCAAAAAACAUUCCAUCGAGAAGUCACUACGGCUAUCCUUCAGAAUCUGCUGUCGAUCUACCCAAUGGGAGGGCGGCUCGCAGUUCGGCACCAAUCUACCUGAAUGUCCUCUCCCCAGCCUCUUACCGAGGCUCCCCUGCCCCCGACCUAGACGACGUCUUUGGACCCACGAGUGAGGACACCAUGUCUCCCAGAUGGGUUACUUUCACUGAUGACAGGCCCCCACCGCCUGAUGAACCGGCUCCACCUCCGCCACCGGACUCUCCUCCUCCAGACACACCUUCAUCCACCCCCUCCACCCCCUGCCUCUCGCCUGGACCACCUCCAAACGAACCCCCACCUUCACCUCCGCCGUUUUCCCCUGGGUCUCCUCCUCGUUUCACUCCGCCAGACUCGCCUCCCUCCAUCCUACUCGGACCUCCUCCUCCAGAUGAACCAGCCCCUCCUCUGCCCCCAGAAUUCUCCCCCUCUAAUUCCCCUCCUGGGUGCUCCGAAGAGGAUGCUAUUGAUGAGGAGGUGCUGCAGUUUGCAGAGUACUCUUCCUCCCCUGCCCCCAUCAGCCCUGUGCCUCCUCUGCCAGCGGAGCGUAGAUCCCCUCGUGCUGGAGUCACGUCUCCGCUGGUCCUGGGGGGUUUAGGGGGUAAGAGGACUCCAGAAGGUGUAAACCUGAGAGAAGAUGUACCAGACUUUGUGGGUUCCCCCAGAGAGCUGACGCCAAGCUUCAGGGGCACGCCACCUCCUCUUCCUCCAACUACCUACAGGUCUAUCAUGUCUUCCCCGGGACCCUACUCAGGCAGCAGCCCCUCAUCUCCAGCUCGUCCUACCACACCUCAGUCUCGAGGCAGCCCAGUCCCUCCGCCUCCUCCUCCUCGUCCGUCCUCCCGACCAAAGCUGCCCCCGGGGAAACCAAUCACAGACCUGACCCGGCCAUUCAGUCCGCCAGUUUCAAGCAGCCCCCCGCCUUUUGCCCCCCUGGCCCGGGCAGAGAGCUCUUCAUCAAUCUCCUCCAUUACCUCACAGAGUGCAGCGUCCACCCCAACUUUAGGAAGGGACCUCAACUUGUCCACCACAGAGGCCUCGCAGCCUCUGGUAUGGUUUGACCACGGCAGGUUUUAUUUAGCUUUUGAAGGGUGUUCCAGAGGUCCCAGUCCACUCACCAUGGGACCCCAAGACACUCUGCCAGUGGCAGCUGCCUUCACAGAAACCAUCAAUGCCUACUUUAAAGGCGCUGACCCCAGCAAAUGUGUUGUGAAGAUCACAGGGGAGAUGGUGCUAUCCUUCCCCGCUGGCAUAACCAGGCAUUUUGCGAGCCACCCAGCUCAACCUAUCCUCACUUUUAGCAUCAGCAACUACAACCGACUGGAGCAGGUCCUCCCUAAUCCACAGCUGCUGUGCUGUGAUUCCACUACUGACAGUGUAGACAGAAAGGAGUUCUGGGUAAAUAUGCCAAACUUGAUUAGCCAUCUAAAGAAAGUGGCUGAACAGAAGCCUCAGGCGACAUACUACAAUGUGGAUAUGAUCAAGUAUCAGGUCUCAGCAGACGGGAUCCAGUCCACUCCUUUGAACCUGGCAGUGAGCUGGCGUGGCGAUGGCACCAACAUAGACCUUAGAAUAGACUACAAAUACAACACAGAGGCUCUGGCUGCCCCGGUGCCGCUUCACGACAUCAACUUCCUGGUUCCUGUUGAUGGAGGCAUUGCCAAACUACAGGCCAUGAUCCCACCUGCCACCUGGAAUCCGGAGCAGCAGACAAUACAGUGGAAAAUCCCAAGCCUGUCUCACAGGUCUGAGAAUGGAGGAGUAGGGGCUCUCCUGGGCCGGUUCCAGAUGAUCGAGGGUCCCUGUAAACCCUCCCAGCUGGCAGUCCAGUUCACAAGCGAAGGAAGCACUCUGUCAGGCUGUGACAUCCAGCUGGUCGGGACUGGCUACCGGCUAUCAUUGGUCAAGAAGAGAUUUGCUGCAGGGAAAUAUUUGGCAGAUAAUUAGCGGACCUGUUUGCGAACAGAACCAAGAAAAUCAAUGGCUUUUGACUGUGAAGACUAUGGAUCAUCCUAUGUUUAGUGCAUUUGAAAAUUUAUCUUUAGGAGCCAUUAGAUUUAAUGGCUGGAGUUUAUUAGAGUAACAGAUAACAACACACAGAGGUGAAAUGUGACAUUCUCGGUCAACUGACUGCUGCUGAGUUUAUGCAAGUAAAUACAAGUCAUUAGUUUUGUGCACUUGGAACACUUAUGAGCUUAUAUAGAGUAACGUUUAGGGAAACCCCAAGUCUAUGUUCUUGUUAACUUAAAAAUAAUUGUGGAUUUCAUACAGUGAUCCAGCUUUAUUUGUUCUAUUUUCCUCUUGUUUCACGGGUUAUCACUUCGAAUGCACUCUUAAAGAUGAUGUGAAUAAUUUGUAUGACAAAACAAUCUUAAACGAGGUGGAAAAGAUGGAAAACGUUUUAACAUAGGUUUGCUUUGCAGAUGUAUUCCAAUUAGUUAUAGUCACAUGGUACUGUCUGAUUUGCACUGCCACCUUUAAAUCAGAUGUUUUUUGUUUAUUUUCAACAUGUGUGACUGUCGUGAUUGUUGUCCAAGCAGAAUGUAUUCCUCUGUGUGGACAGCUUUGACACCGUCAUAUCCCUUUUAUCUGUCUUAUGAUUAAAGGUGACAGUUUAAAAUGACCUGCAGCACUGGAAGAACAUCAGCACUAUGAAUCCUAAGGUGCUCUUGACAUGGAAUUAUGUUUGCGCCUCAGUCCUGGGAACUUUAGGGAACAAUUUGAUCAUGGGUCAUGAUCAUUUCCUUCUAGCACAUAAAUUCGAUUUUGUAGGGAAACUCGUCACAAUAAAGGGCGGAAUAAUUAGAGCAAAUAAAACUGUUUGCUCUAUGAUUUGUAUGCUUGCUCCAUUUAAUCAUCAUAAGCCCACGAUAACCAAGAUCCAAACUUAAUGCUUAUUUUGCUUCCUUAGACUGAAUGAACCAUUUUGACUUGGUUUGCAAAGUUACAUUUUGAUUUAUAGUCAUUGUGAGUGUUUUGGAUAAUUGGAGCUAUAUUUGUGGCCAUAUUUGGAUGACAGGGUUGCGGGCUAAGUUCGCUCUAGGUUCACUCAAGUAAUAUAGAGCAGAGACUUCUAGGACAUGAUGUGCAACACAGCAGGACAUUUGGCAGAUGGCUCUGAGAAUGAUCAAAAAGACACCCACAUGCACGACGGGUCCAGUUCCUAUUAACAGAGGUGGUGCCUUGCAGAAAACGAGUGGCAUAGUUAGUCCACUGAGGACACCACUGUCAUUGGAAAUGAAAAGGUUUUUUUACUAAACUGUAAAUGUUAGAGGUGGAAAUCACCAGACGGUUGGGUGAAAGUCACAUAUCUGUUGAUGUCUUCACAGACAAAUUCACAUUUGAGCCGACGUGAGUUUACUAAAUAACAUUAUCUCAGGAUGAUGGUGAUUGAGCUGAGCGCUUUUGUUCGUAGUAUUCAGAGUAUUUUCAUUCAUUUCGUAAAAUAUCGAAAUUUGGUGUUCACGUAUUGAUAAAAUACUGCAAUAAUAUGCAGUGUCGAUUUUUUCCCCCACCUCCUAGUUUAUGGGGAUUGACUCAUUUUUGGAGGCAGCCUUGAGUGGACGUUAAAGGAACUGCAGUUUUGGUCAUUUCAGAGUCAAAAAUCAGGCCUCAGUUUGUUGAGUGCAAAAGAGUUUCUUUACAAACCACACUUGAUGCGCUGGAAAGACUGUGCUCAGGGCUGAAGCGUAUACAUAACGCCAUACUUUCACACACACAGCCUUUAAACACUACUACUGGAAGCAUUUUUACCAUUAACGAGUCGUGUUGGCAGAGAGUUAGAGCAGUGUGACCUGGUGCACAACAAACACAUCGAAUUACCAGUAAAGGGCAAGUGCAAUGUUGAGAUACAUCAAAGGUCUCACAUUACAGGACACAGGUGGAGUUUGUGGUGGUGUUUUGUGGGUAGAAUUGCAUUAUACUGAGCUGACGAUUAUGUGUGAAGCUGCUACUUUCACUGGGACAGCUUGGGUAAUUUAUCCAGAAAUUAUAUUAGAAAGUCUAGAGCCAGAUGCAAGAGUGCCAUACACUGAGGAAAAGGACCUUUAAGUUUCCAGAGAAAUCUAAAGGGACCAGGGCUAUGGAUUGCAGGAGUUGCCUUUGAUGCUGCUUAUAAACUCUGACAAUAAUCUUUGAUGGAGGACAUCACAGAGCAAUGAAAAGAAGUGUCUAUCAAAAAGACAGCACUAUUUAUUUCCCUGCUUUAUUUUCUCCCUUUUCCCACCAUGUCGAAUAAAUGUUUUAUCAUUUUCUAAUAGCAAUAUUUAAAAGACUUAAGUGUAAAAAGUGUACAUAAAAAGCUAUGUUUCAAAUAUUUCUCUGAGCAUAUGGACGUGUCUGUGAUCGUCUCUUGGUUUAUUGAUGUCAGCGCUCAUAAUGCAUUUGGUUCUGCGUAACGACACACAACACUCUCUUCAUCUAACGUGGGUUUCUUGUAACAAAAAAACAAAGAGAAAAAAAAAAGAAAAGGUGUUGAUGAAUAACUCCAAACAGUGGCGCAUGAAAUCUGCACCUGUCCAUCACCGGUCUUAUCAAUGCAAUACCACUUUAUCCAUUUCAGUGAGGUCAUGAUGUGUGUGUUGUUGUAUCAGUGUGCUUUGAGAAGAGACUCCUUUGCCUUCACUUGCGCCUCCAUUCUCUAUUUUGCUGGUGAUGCACCUUCAGAAACUCAUUGUCAAUCAAAUCUGGCAUGCGUUCAAUGACGUACCCAUCCCAUGCAUCCGAUAAAGGUGUUUGACAUCCUCCUGUGUUUGACUUGCACACAAAAGCACACCUUCAAUUUUCUUCAUGAAACAAAUUGUUGCUUCAUGUCACAUGUGUGUGUUUCACUUUUUUACAGAGCGUUUCCAUGUGUUGACUCACACUUUGGACUCGGGCGAAAUUUAGUUCCUUAGAAAAAGAAACAUGGCUUUUUUUUGGUUGAGUAAGAACAACUUUUGUUUUUCUUCUGUUGAAUAUGCUUAUAUUUUUCUUUGCCUUAUUUUUGAGUGUACACUAAUAUUCCAAAACCAGAGGUUUUCUGUAAGUUUAUUUUUUCUACAACUUUUUUGGCUGUAUGUAUUCUUUCACUGCAUUAGGAUCAGAAUAUGCAAACAUUUCAUGUAAAUUUCCCAUCCAAAGAUUUUGAGAGUAAAUAUAUGAAAAAAAAAAAGUCAUUAUAAUGUAAUACCUGUUUUACUUGGUAAUAAAGAAGAGGAAAUAUGAGUCAUUUAUCUCCUUCUCAUUUGUUCAAAGAUGUAAAAAUAUAACACCUACAGGCACAUAACCC